This is a messenger RNA of Rotaria sp. Silwood2, 1281 nucleotides long. NCBI's taxonomy places the organism in Eukaryota, Metazoa, Rotifera, Eurotatoria, Philodinida, Philodinidae. The record is from the annotation of a GenBank genome assembly.
AUGGAUAGCCUAAUAAUUCAAGGAGGAAUUCCUCUAAAAGGGGAUAUUAAUAUUAGUGGUGCUAAAAAUUCAGCAUUACCAAUUAUGGCAGCCUCUUUACUUACGGGUAAACUUAGCUUAAAUAAUAUCCCAAAACUUACAGAUAUUACUACUAUGAAAACUCUACUCAACGAGAUAGGUAGUAUCAUCACGGUAACGAAUCACCAGCAACAUUUAAGCAUGGAAAUUGAUAGCAGUAAAGUAAAUAACCUGGUUGCUCCUUAUGAUAUUGUAUGUAAAAUGCGAGCUUCGAUUUGGGUGCUUGGUCCUUUGCUGGCAAGGUUUUCUGAAGCAAAAGUGUCUCUACCGGGAGGAUGCGCUAUAGGAGCUAGGCAAGUUGAUCUACAUAUAGAGGUACUGCAAGCUAUGGGAGCAGAGAUCAAAGUUGAUCAUGGUUAUAUUAACGCUAAAGUUAAAGGUAGAUUGAACGGUAUAAAUUUCACCUUUAAUAAAAUAUCAGUUGGUGCAACUAUUAAUGCUAUAAUGGCUGCUGCUUUAGCUAAAGGCGAAACAACUUUAUUUAAUUGUGCUAUGGAGCCAGAAAUAGUUGAUUUAUGCCAGUGCUUAAAAAAGAUGGGUUCUGAGAUUUAUGGGAUAGGUAGCAGUAAAAUUAAAAUUAUUGGUAAAAGUCAUUUAAACAAUGCUACUUACUCAAUUAUGUCAGAUCGUAUUGAAGCCGGUACUUAUAUGAUAGCAGCGGCAAUUACUAAAGGUGAUUUAAAUAUUUAUGGUAUCGAAUAUAAAAUAGUUAAAAAUCUCGUGGUAAAACUACUUAAAGCAGGGAUUCAAGUUUUACCUAUUGAGCAUGGUCUCAAAAUCACUUAUGUAGGUGAAAUAAACCCUGUUAAUAUUCAAACUAACCCUUAUCCGGGUUUUGCCACUGAUUUACAAGCCCAAUUUAUGAGCUUAAUGGCACUGUGUAAUGGUUGCGCUACAAUUACAGAGAAUAUUUUUGAAAAUCGCUUUAUGCAUGUUCCAGAAUUAUGCCGAAUGGGCGCUCGUAUUACGAUUAAAGGGAACAGGGCACGAAUAUCGGGAGUGAAAUCUUUAGUAGGAGCAGAAGUGAUGGCAAGCGAUCUUAGAGCCUCCGUAUCGCUAGUUUUAGCUGGGCUUACAGCGCAAGAUCAAACUAUAAUCCAUAGAAUAUACCACUUAGAUCGCGGAUAUCAAGCCUUAGAACAAAAAUUAAUAAAUUGUGGUGCGGAGAUAAAGCGCGUUCGAAAAUAUACUCAAAUGAUUUAA